CUCACACACGCUGCACACAGACACAGUUACAUACAUGGACAGCGGAAGGAGCCAUUUCAGAUGGGGAUUUUGUUGCCCGAAGACCCACGUGGAAACUACAGAGCCGAAGACCUUCAAUGUACAACCCUUCACCACAGACGAACCAGGGGCGUUUUCCUACUCACAACAUGACAAAAGCUUCGCGAGUUACUUCUCGACGUCCGACGUGUGUUCGCCAGACUCGUCCUACCUCUCUCUCCCUCGCACUCCAGGCUCCUUCUUGUCCUCGGUGGUCGUCGACGUCGGCUCGGACUCCCUCAAGGCCGGGUUUUCGAGGGACGACUCCCCCCGCGCAGUCUUCUCCUCGUGCGUCACGCGGCCCCGGCAUGAGAAGAAGGCCCUGUACCCGAAGCCGUGGUACGCCGGCGACGCGAGGCUGCCCCGCGCGGACAUCUUCUCGCGCAAGUUCCCGGUCGAGAACGGCGUCAUCAGCGACUGGGACGACAUGGGCAAGCUGUGGCAGCACACCUUCGAGAACGAGCUCAAGGUCGACCCCAAGGAGAACCCGCUCCUGCUCGUAGUCUCCGCCCACAACGCCUCCUCCGCCCGCGAGCUCAUCCUCCAGACGAUGUUCGAGAACUUCCACGUGCCGGCGCUCUACCUGGCCAACCCCUACGUGCUGGCCCUCUGCUCCUCCGGACGGACGUCGGGCGUCGUCAUGGACUCCGGCGACGGCGUGUCUCACGCUGUGCCCAUCCUCGAGGGAACCAUCGUGCCCCACGCCCUGCAGCGCCUGGACGUGGGCGGGCGCAGCCUCACCGACUUCAUGCUCCGGAUCCUGGCGGAGCAGGGCCACGCUUUCAAGACCUCCGAGGGGCAGAGCAUCGCCCGCGAAGUCAAGGAGAAGCUGUGCUACGUCAUGACGAAUUCGUACCACUCCUUCCCCUUUAAGGAGACGUACACCCUUCCUGGCGGCGGCGUCAUCACCGUCGGGAGGGAGAGGUUCCUCUGCCCCGAAGGUCUCUUCCGUCCCUCGAACCUCGGCCUGCAGGGCAAGGGCAUCCACGAGGUCCUCAACUCGGCCAUCCUCAAGUGCGACCCCGCCGUGCGGAAGCUCCUCUACCAGAACAUCACCCUGAGCGGCGGAAACACGCUCUUCCCCUGCCUGGAGGAGAGGCUGCUGAAGGAGGUCAUCGGCCUGAGCCCCCCGGGCACCAAGAUCAAAAUCGUCGUGAAGCCCCGGCGGCACUUCGGAGUGUGGUGCGGCGGGGCGAUCGUGGCCUCGCACGCCAACUUUCAGAAGCUGUGGAUUUCCAAAGAGCUCUACGAUGAGGUCGGGCCCGCUGUCCUUAACCUGCGGAGCUGA
Messenger RNA from Penaeus chinensis, 1345 nucleotides. Its product is annotated as actin-like. NCBI's taxonomy places the organism in Eukaryota, Metazoa, Arthropoda, Malacostraca, Decapoda, Penaeidae. The transcript is spliced from 4 exons. Bases 35 to 1345 code for a protein of 436 amino acids. The record is from RefSeq and is a predicted model, not a curated record.